Molecule: messenger RNA, 8075 nt
Organism: Cynoglossus semilaevis (tongue sole)
Lineage: Eukaryota; Metazoa; Chordata; Actinopteri; Pleuronectiformes; Cynoglossidae
Gene: auts2a
Product: activator of transcription and developmental regulator AUTS2 a
Exons: 18
Coding region: 2862-6722 (1286 amino acids)
Source: RefSeq, a predicted model, not a curated record
AUAACAAAGUAGUGGGAUGGAAUGUACCGAGAAAGCGGUAAACUUAUGUCAGAGUGUCUUCUGUCUGACUGGAGCCUCGGCUCAGCCUCCCUGUUCUAUUUCUGCGGUGUAACUCGGUGAAUUUCAGCACACAGCAGCACUAUUUGCGCCGAGGAGGAAGCGUGCAGCGAGUAAAGCGGCACUGCGGCAGCGGCGUAUCACUGCGCCCGGGUCCUGAAGCUCGGCUCUGGGCAGAGGAGGAGGAGGAGAGACCCCGUGCUUUUUCCUCUGCGGGAUUUAUUUUGCCAGCUCCAAACCUUGUUGUGCUUUCUCUUUUUAAUAGUGACCGGAGGCCUGCAACUUGUCCGGAAGGUCCCUCGCUCCACUCGCAAGGGUUUGCAUUUCUUGGUUUUGCAUGACGUGUCUUUGGAAAAGAAAGGGGAAAAAGCCAGGGUUUGCUUUUGUUGCGUGUCUUAUAGUGGGAAUGAAGCUCGGAGCCUGCCGGAGCAGGAGGCAGUGCCAGUCCGCUGCUGCUGCCGCCGCCGCCGCCGCUGCUGCUGCUGCUGUGGGCUGGACUGUAUUACAGAGCCUGAGAUCUCUGCUGACAGCACAGGCAGACAAAAAGAGACUGUGAGCGAAGACGAGGCAAAGAGUCUUUUACUGAGCCACACAAGCCAGGGCGAGUGCUGUACAACACAGUUACCACACAUAAGCGCUAUUUGGGGACUUAUUUGUGCAGUGUGUUGGCACAGGGCAUCAGGUUGAAGGUUUAGGGAUUGUGGUAAACAGAUGGAGAAAAAAAAAGAUUUAGGCUGUGUAAAAAAAAGAAGUGGAUUUGUCUUUUUAGAGACUGUUUUUAGAAGGUGAAAUAUCUGCCUGCAGGGGGGAUAUUUGUGAAUGGUUGCUGCAUACUUUAAUGUCAUGGUAUUCCAGCAUGGUACAGAUGGCUGUCCAUUGGUCAGCAAUUUGCUUUUCCUAUGGUUUUGAUUGCACAGGUAUGAAACAUUUGCAUUGUGUAAAGGCAUCAUGUGUGGCACAGACGAGCUCCGUUCUGUGACAACCUGUGCUCAAGAAGACAAUGCAAAGUUAAAGAUAAUGGAGUCAUGUCACAGACAGCUGCUGCAGAAUAGGUGUGAAGAAUCACCAUGUGUGUGUGUGUCUUCAGUGAUGUCCAGCAGCCUUCGUGAUCAGUCAGAAGACUGAGGCGUUGGGAACGGCUGCUGUUAGUUGAUUCACUUCUGCUCCAUGUACAAUGCCAUGUCUGUGAUGUAAUGGAGGUGAAUUGAUAUUCUGGGCACAGGCCAUAUAUGUUUCAGACUACAAUGCCAGUGAGGACUUCCAGUGGCUUUAGGCCUGGAGUCUAAUCUGUGCCUGGACAAUUGUCCACAAUAAGACUGAACGCUGCAUUUUAAUACCAUAGAGCAGACACAUGCCUUCAGUGUCCGGCGGUAAAGUUGUGGGUCCCUGAGCAGCACGGUCAAGAAAUGGAGAGUGUUUUAAUGGAGUCUGGAGUGUGUUUAUAUAAUCAGCAUGUCCAUUAGCAGAAUAUUUGCAAAUGUGUGUGUUUAAUGUUUGGGUUUUAGAUGAGGGGCUCUGAUAUGCUAAAUAAUCUCGGAAUAAAAGUAUCUCUGAGAGCAUUUUAGCCAAGAUAUUAUUAUUAUAUUUAAAGAGUUUUAUAUUAAUAUAAUAUUAUUUGUGUAUAAAUGACGUGGGUUUUGUUUGUUAUCAAGUAUUUUUCUUCAGUGUUAAUGCUAUUAUUGAUUGUUUAUAUAGUAAUGUGCUUUUCUGUGUGAAACUUUAUUAAAAUUAUUGCAACUUGAUUCAGACAAAAUAACAUUCAGAAGUGCAACAACAUUUAAUGUUUAAUUUAAUUAAGGUUUUAUUUUAAAACUCCAAACCAACCAUGAAUAUCCCAGAACUGUGCACAGAGGUUUACUCUUAAACCUUUACAGGUCGUAACCUUUGCAUAUGUUCAGCACAGCGUACAUGGACAGAAGUUUAUGUUGCAGUGUUAACGGCGACACCCUGCAGAGUAUAACGCUGAUACAUAAUUAAUUGAGGGGAUAAAAUGAUUGCCAACACAGCUGAGCUUACAAGCUUGGCAGAAGUGUCGGAGAUAGCAGUGAAAGAGCACUUAGGACACAUAAUCAUCUCAUCUCCAGACUUAAUGGCCUGGCACUGUGAGAAUAUGCCGUAUACUCUGCAGAUGAGACUCCCGACACUUUAAUAAAACACUCAUCUUACAUUGUGUAGAAUGGCAGGAGCCUUCUGUGGAGUUUGAAGCCCCUUUUUGGAGAAUGGCUCAUUGGCUGAAUGCACAGUUAAACCUGCUGAGUGAACAUGUUGCAAAUGUCUGCUGUCUUCUCUCUCUCUCUCUCUCUCUCUCUCUCCUCGUCUUUGUCUUGCAGGAGGGUGAGUUUGCUGACCUUGGGUAAGAAGAGCUGGUUUCGCUUUUGAAGAAAGAUGUGGCUUCACCUGCUCGGCUCACCGCGGGGGGACGUGUUCAUCGACAAGUCAUUUGCUCUAACUUAAAACGCUUUUCCUCUGGUGGAAUUGACAGCUUGGUGAUAUUGUGUUUAAUAGAUCAUUUUACACCUGUCGUAGGAUUUGAUGGACUGCCUUAGGGGAUCUGUGCUUGGAACAUAGCUUUGGUUCAGUGACUUAAUGCGGGUUUGCCUUACCUAUAAAAGGCAGCUUCAGCUGGUGGAUAUUACAUGGUUACUCUGGAUCCAGUACAUUGAUAACAUUCACUUGGAUAUCGUGGAGGUUCUCCUGAAGGGGGUUUUUCGCACCAGUGGAGCUUGAAGUGUCAGUGUGUGGCACUUGAAGAAUUGAAUUCUCUCUAAAACCAGCACUCGUUGGGAGGUUUUUUAAUAAAGGACAUGGAUGGCCCUCGAUCCAGCGGCUUACGCAAGAAGAGAAAGUCGAGGUCGGAGAGGAAUCGUGACAGGAGGUCAAACGGGAUAAGGAACAACCAUGUCAAGGAUUCAGUGUUUCGCUUCUCCUCUGACUCAGAGCAGGAAGGUGAGAGGGAACCCUCCUCGUCUCGCCCACGGCCACCGCGCAGGAAGAAAAAGGAGUCUUCUUCUGCGGAGGAGGACAUCAUUGAUGGCUUCUCCAUUGUUGGCUUUGUCACCCUGGAAGCUCUAGAGAAGAACUCAACCCUGAAGCCACGUGACUGCAGUGAGAACCAGGCAGGGCCUCUCCACAAGAAGAAGCAUGUCAGAGUGCCCAACGGCCUGAGUCUGGAGAACUACAGGAACAAUCACCACCACCAGUCGUCUGACCAGGAGAACAAUCCCCGCCUGGCGCACAAACAAGGCAAGAGGAAGAAGAAACGCCGGAACAAGAAGCACUCAGCGCUGAAGCCAGGACAAAGAAACUGUAAAGACAGCGACAGUGAAAGUGUCAGUGAAGCGUCGAAGCCUUCCUUCAGGAGCAGCUCCAGAGACAGACUGACAGAUUGUGACACAGAGAGUGACCAAGACAACAAGGUCUCUGAUGCUGCCUCGGAGAAUUUUUUCAGCACAGCUGCAGUUAAAGGUCCAGAUUUUAGCAUCAGUGCAAUCUCCAAUGGCAGCCAGGAGCCUCAAGGCCCAGGCCUCCUCAAGGUGUCAGGCCUAGAGCGCAGUCAGGAAAGGAGCCAGGAGAGCUGCAAAGACUCUCAACCUCCUGCUUCCAACAACCCCAGUCAGACUUCACCGCUGGAGGUCCUCCCUGUCCCUCAGCCACAGCCCUCGGGGCCAAGGCCACAGUCCCCUCCCUGGAGCCACACAAACGGCCCUACCCAGGUGGUGCCCCCUACACACCUGCCCCCACGUUCAGAGGCUCAUCCCCAGCCUCAGACAGCCACAGACCUGCCUCCGGUCCAGAGCCGCCAGGCAGCGCCGCCACCACCUCCUCGACCCCAGCACCAGCCUGAACUGCUUUCUUACCCCCAGCCACCACCGAGACCCAGCCCUCACCCACAUCCACCAUCACCUACCCUGAGAACACACCACUCCCACCAACAGCAUCCUAAUCAGGCAGGGCCCCACCGGCCCCCAUCACGCUGCAAUCCUCGACCCCUGUCUGCCUACAACAGCAUCAACCUUAACGGUCACAGCAGCAGAAGUAGUACCCCAGGCACCAAGCCCCACGGGCCUCCUGGUCCUUCCUUCCAUCUCCCCCACCACCCACCCCCUCCUAGUGCAGCAGCAGCGGCCUCCGCCUUCCCCCUGCCAUUGGCAGCUAACCAGAGCGCCCCCCACAGCUUCCCACCUGCCUUGCAGUCCUCGCCGCACCCACAUCACCCCAAUAUGUUCGCUCCUCCAGCAGCCUUGCCUCCACCACCUCCAUUGACGUCUAGCACCCUGCCAGUACCUGGACACCCUGCUGCUGGCGCUGCCUAUUCAGAGCAAGACCUUCUACGUCAGGAGCUCAACACCCGUUUCCUGGCCUCCCAGAGCGCUGACCGUGGUGCCUCCUUGGGCCCCCCGCCCUACCUGCGCACGGAGUUCCACCAGCACCAGCAUCAGCACCAGCAUCAGCACCAACACACCCACCAGCACACCCAUCAGCACACCUUCACGCCCUUCCCCCACGCCAUCAUGCCCACCCCAGCACCGCCCAUGGUGCGUACCCCUGCCAGAAAUUUUGAAAAAUACCCAACAAAAGUCGACCCCUUCUACAGACACAGUCUCUUCCACUCCUACCCACCGGCCAUGUCUGGCCUGCCCCCUGUCAUUCCUCCCACUGGGCCCUUCAGCUCGCUGCAGGGAGCCUUUCAGCCCAAGACCUCAAAUCCACUGGAUGUGUCCACGAGACCUGGAGCCGUCCCACACACAUUCUUACAGAAGGACCCCAGGCUAACAGAUCCGUUCCGGCCAGUUCUUAGGAAACCUGGGAAGUGGUGUGCCAUGCAUGUCCAUAUCGCCUGGCAGAUCUACCACCACCAGCAGAAAGUGAAGCAGCAGAUGCAGGUCGACCCUCACAAGCUUGACUUUGGCCUUAAACCCGAGUUUCUGAGUCGACCUCCAGGCCCUGGCCUCUUCGGCGCCAUCCAUCACCCCAGCGACCUGGCACGGCCCGCUACACUCUUCUCUGCGGCAGGUCCUACUCACCCAUCCGCAGGUCCCUUCAGUCAUCCACCCCACCAUCCAGGACACUUCCUUACCCCACCAUCUCACUUAGAACCCUACAGUAGACCAUCAGCCUUUGGAGGUCUGGGGUCACUGAGUUCAUCUGCAUUUGGAGGACUGGGAAAUCCAGCACUAAAAUCCCUAACAGCGGCUAACUCCCUAUUUGGCCACAAAGAUGGGCCAAACGCACAGCAGCACUUCAACAGCAGCAGUAACAACAGCCACCAAGAGCCUUGGAACCGCCUACACCGAACACCACCCUCGUUCCCCACCCCACCACCUUGGCUUAAACCUGGAGAGUCUGAGAGAAGCGCCUCUGUCAGCUCCCAUGAGAGAGACAGAGACUCAGACAAGAGAGAGCCGCUGGUCAGUAAAGACGACAAGGACAGGGAUUCUGUAGAGAAACGUCACCUCAGUCAUCCAUCACCUGUCUCGGUCAAUCCCAUCAGCCUCCUUGGCCACAGCAGACCUCCUGAGCCCCACAGGAACCAUUUGCCUUUAGCAUCUGGAGAGGCUCUGAGAGACAAGGAGAACAAGGUGAAGGACAGAGACAGAGACCAUUCAGAGUCCUGGAAAGACAAUGGCACAGAUGAGCACAAGCUCAAAGACAACCAGCACAGUGAGAAGGACACUCCUGUCAUCCACGACAGCCGGGUCUCGGAGGACAAAGUCUCUGGCAGGGGAACGGCGUCACCCUACAUCCGUCAGACCAGUUUAGAACGGCCCAAUAGUGGCCUAAGCAGGGAGAUGUUGGAGAAAAAGGUGGAACCUCCCUACGAGCACCAGAAGAAGAGCAGUGAAGUCAAAGUAAAGGAGGAGAGAAAAGAGGAGCAGGACCCAGCCUUAGAAAGGCCGAGUGAGCACCCAGCACAGGCACCGUCCACACCAAACCUUCACGUCCCUCCCACCUCAAUGCCCACACCUUUGGGAAUGGCAGGCGUCCACCCUAUCAACAGUAUGGGCAGCAUGGAAAGAACUCGAGUGGUGGCGCCCUUCAUGGGCAUCAGCCCCAUCCCAGGGGCUGACAGGUUCCCCUACCCUGCCUUCCACUGGGACCCUAUGAGGGAUCCUUACAGAGGCCUGGACAUUCACAGACGGGACCCUUUGGCCAGGGACCUGCUGCUGAGAAACGACCCUCUGCACAGGCUGGCGGCACCACGUCUGUACGAGGCCGAGCGUUCCUACAGGGACCGCGAGCCGCAUGAUUUUAACCGUGAACACGCCCAUUCUCUCGCCCUGGAGCAAAGGAGGGAGCAGGAGCGUGCUCACAUGGAGGAGCGUGAUCGCCUCAACAUGCUCAGAGAAGACUAUGAGCACGGUCGCCUUCACCCCGCGAUGCACCACCAUGCCCUCGAUGGACACCUUCCACACCCGGCUCCCGGCCUUAUGGCCCCUGGCCUCCCGGGGAUGCACUUCUCCAGAGUCAGUCCCUCAGCUGUAGCUGCUGCAGCAAAUGCCCAUCAGAAUGGCCUCCUCAACAAAACUCCACCCACAGCCUCACUGAGUGCCCCGCCCCCUCUCAUUCCUACACUGGGUGCCCGGUCCGGCUCGCCUAGACGGACUACUCCCCUGGCCACAGAUAUCAGGGACAGGCCAGCUCACAAAGACAUCGAGGCUCGAUGAGCUGCCUCUUCCCCCGACCUCACCCAGCCCUGUGCCUCAUUAACACUGAACUCACACCAAGCACUUAGCUCUGGGCAAAGAAAGAUUGUAACAUAGCUGUGAAUAAGGUAUGUGGACUGAGACCUGCCCACACAAUAAAUUGUUUUUGUAUAGAAAUACAAAGAGACAAUAAUCGUGGAACACAAACAUUUUUAAGAGUUUUUUUCCCCCCAAUUUUGCUCCAGCUGUUUGUGCCCAUUGUACAGCAAAGUGACUGGGAGUAGAAAUGAACAAUUCUGGAAUGUACAGGUACUUCAGCACUGACGUCAAAGUGUGUAGAUAAUGUGUACAGUCGCAGUGCUCUCCCUGUAUGGAUUACAAAUUAUGGUACAAAUAUGCAAAAGGGUUUUUUGAAAGCUUUACUUUGAACAAAUGUAAACCUGAGAAUUAGGGAGAUUCAGAUCGUGCUUGCUGUUUGUUUUUUUGUUGUACUGAUGAGCAUUGUACCAGAGAAACCCAUAUUCAACUAUGCAACAAACAUCUGGACCCCCUGUUUAUAAGCUGGCCUUCUUACUGCUACUGAUCAAACCGAUGACAGACACACAGCUGCAUUCUCUCCACAACUCAACCAUCUCUGCAAAGAAAGACGAGCUUUAAUUGAUACACAGCCUGGAAAAGGUUAGCAAAAAUUACCUUCAUGCUACAUUGACAAUAUUGUGUUGACAAUAUAUUGUGUUGACAAUCUUAGAAAAGCUGACAAAUGUUCUACAUUUCAGUUUUAUUUUUAUUGAAAAUGUCAGCAGCACACGUGUGACCAUUUUUAAAAAUGUUUUCUUUUUCCACUCAGUUACAGUAGCAAAGCUGUUGUUGUGGAGGGAAUACAGCCCAGUGACAUCGUCACACCACAUUAGCCCUGCUGGAAGAGUGUAAAGAACAUGUUCUGGAAAUGGGUUCUGUUGGUCCUACAGUGUAAUAAAUAAAGUGCUUUCUACAGUUGAUGUACCUACGAAAUGAAACCAGAAAAAAAAAUCAAGUCAAUUGCUGAGGACAGUUUGUUUCUAACAGGCAGAGAUCUAUUUUAGUAGUCCACUCUGGUUUAGUUGUACGCUUCACACUCUAUGAUAUCAUGUUCUGCAGUGUUUUUAACCCGACAAAAAUGACCACCAGAGCCACAGUGGUUAGUUCAAACAUGUUUCAAAAAGAUUGUAAAAUAAACUUUUUUGCUGUUUACUGUGUACAGGGAAAAAAUGAAGUCUUUCUAGAUCAUGUACAAAAGUAAGAAAAAAUGAAGUUACUGAAUCUUCAGCAUGCUCCUCAUUUAAACUUGUGUUAUGUAAAUUGUGCCAUGUUAUUAAAAACGGUGUACUUACCCUC